UUUCAAUCUAAUAUUUGUUUCUUGCAGAUACGGACAUUUGUUUGUUGUUUGCCUCCUGAACUUGAUGAUGAUGACGAUGGUGGUAGGCCCUUCUUCCAAUCUGCUUUCAGACAAUCAUCUAGACCCUCAAAGAGUUUCUCUCUCCGGGUCUAAAUCCCUCUUCCCCAUAAUUCUAGACCAUCCCCCUCUCUCUCUCUCUCUCUCUCUCUUCUUCUAUUUCAUCCUCAGCCUUCAUCUUCAUCAUCAUUCAUCAUCAUCGAAGGGAAAUAACAGUAGUAGGGUCUUCUUCCUCCUCCCAGUUGUUACUUUAUAACCAACCAGCCAAGCCAAGCCAAGCAGAAGAUGAAUUCUUUAUUCCUUUCCUGCGGAACCUCAGUAAACCCAUUUGUUCAGAAGCCGCCACAUGCUUACCCAUGGAGACCUUUCCUUUGUUCUAACCGGCAAGAACCUAAAAACCCCAUUGGCAAUCCCUCCUCAAGAGCCAGACGAACUAAUUUUAUAAAACCAAUUAAGGAACAACAACCACUUCAUCAUAUUCCUCCUCCCACCACCACCACCACCAGCACCAAUAUUAUGAAAAACAGGGUUUACGAGGAAAAAACAGGUCACUGGGAGCAAAUGAGGGUUUUGUGUGGACUUGGGUACUGUGUACAAGGUUUCAGAGGCUUCCCUUGGCUGGUUCUCAACUUCCACAUGUCCCAUAAUCUUCAUAUGCCCCCUUCUACAUUACAGCUUGUUCAGAACUUGGGUAACCUUCCCAUGGUGGCUAAGCCUCUUUAUGGUGUAUUAUCUGAUGCUGUCAACAUUGGUGGAGUAGGUCAUCGAAUACCCUAUAUUCUAAUUGGAGUUGUUCUGCAGAUACUAGCUUGGGCGCCAUUAACAUUCAUCCCAGUUGCGCAUGAAGCUCUUCCUGGUCUUAUCGCGUGCGUACUUCUGAGUAACGUCGGGGCAUCCAUUACAGAAGUUGCAAAUGAUGCACUCGUUGCAGAAUAUGGCCAUAAGCAUAAACUAACCGCUCUCCAAUCUUAUGCAUUCAUGGCUUCUGCUGCAGGAGGGCUUCUGGGGAACUUGUUGGGCGGAUAUUUCUUGCAGAAAACUCAACGGUCGAAUAAUUUAUUUCUAGUUUUCUCUUCAUUACUUUGUGCACAAGUUUUAGUUACUUUGACAACCAGAGAGCAAUCUCUUGGUCUUUCUGAUCCUUCAAGAAAGGAACGGAGAGGGUCCUCUUCAUUGUUGGAAAUUAUCAAGGGUCAGUAUGGGAACCUCACUCGAGCGGUUAGGGAGGAGAAAGUAUCACGGCCUCUAACUUGGGUUGUUGCUUCGAUUGGUUUGGUGCCAAUCUUCUCCGGUUCUAUCUUCUGCUACCAAACUCAGUUCUUAAAUCUCGAUCCUUCGGUUAUUGGGCUAUCGAAAGUCACUGGUCAGUUGAUGCUUCUGUCUGUGACUUUUCUGUACGAGAGAUUUUGGAGAAGCAUCCCAACAAGGAAACUAGUUUGCAUGGUGCAAGCUCUUUACGCGUUUUCUCUUCUACUUGACUUUAUCCUGGUAAAGCAGAUAAAUGUUAAACUAGGGAUUCCAAAUAAAGUCUUUGUGCUUUGUUUUUCUGGAUUAGCAGAAACCAUUGCCCAAUUUAAACUUCUUCCCUUUUUUGUGCUAUUCGCACGUUUAGCCCCACAAGGCUGUGAGGGUUCUCUUACGUCAUUUUUGGCAUCAGCAUUGUGUUUCUCGUCUAUUUUUAGUGGGGUUUUGGGUGUUGGAUUGGCGUCUUUACUUGGAAUAACAUCGGGUGAUUAUUCAAUGCUUCCAAUUGGGAUUGUUAUUCAAUCCAUUGCAGCCUUAAUACCUCUAAGAUGGAUUCAUCAGCUCCCCCUGUCACCUCCCGUGAAUGAGACAGAGGCUUCAGGAAGGAAAAGUGUAAGAACGAGAAGAAAUUGGAGGAAGGUGAAAAGAAUGGUUGUUGGCUCUAUUUAUACCCCCAAACAAGAAAGAGAAUCCAAGGCCAGGUAGUAAAGGAAUCAUCUUUUGAACUAGUUACAAAAGAAGGAGGCCUUCUUUCAAGUGAACCAUUUUACAUGUCAAACUGAAGGCAGAGGGAAGUGUGAGACUGAGACAUGUUCGCUAGCGCUUGAAUUUUGUCAUGUCAAAAUAUGUAAUUUUAUCUGUGAACAGAGAACCAAUAGUGGGUAGAGUGCUAUGAGGAUAUGGUUUCGGUAAUGUACACAAGGCAUAAAGAGUGAAGCCGAGGGAUGGUUUUCUGCAAAUAAAUUUUGGAAGGAGCAAUUAUCUAAUUCAGCAGCUUAAAUUAUAAAUUAUUCCAAAAGGUAUAUUCUUCAAGAUGAAAGUUGAUCUAUGACUCGAAAAAGCUAUUCAAAUGUGAUAUAUUUCUAAUUAUUUUAAUUAAUACUUGUAUGCUUGGCUGAUGCAAGAUAUACCAGAACCUUCUUGAAACAAUAAUAGUAGUAUUACAUCAGAUAAUCGACUUCCUGACCAUCUGAUAUAUAUUGGCAAACAUUCUUGAGUUGGAAUCUUCUUGUUCUAGUUAAAUAUUAGAUCAAAAAGUAAGAGAGGAUUCGAAAGGAGUAUCCAGGCCAGCGACAACAGCUUUGUCGCACCCUAAGGUUGUGUUCUGAUUGGCAAGAAUAUCGUUCAGCUCCCACAAGCCAUCCCACAAGAUGCCUUCACCACUUGGCUCGGGUACUGUUACUGCUUCUGUGUAAUAGCCAUUGAAGAUGUUGUUUUCCUGUUGGCCAUGUUCCUGGAAAACCGUGUUGUUCUGGUAAGUGGCGGUGGUUGUGUCUUGCUUAUUGGGUACAUAUGCCAAUCUGUUAUCAUUUUCGUCGAGAAGGAACAACAUCAUCCUCUUAAUGUUCAUUUGAUUGGCUAGUUGUUGUUGCUGAAACUGUUGCUGCUGCUGAAAUUGUUGCUUCUUUAGGAGUCGUGCUCUCACCUUGUCAAUGUUACUUGCGGAGGAUGCCUUUGGCUUCUUCUUGAAAUGCGUCCUCCAAUAGUUCUUGAUCUCGUUAUCAGUUCUACCAGGCAAACUUCUUGCUAUUGUGGACCAUCUGUAAAAUGGGAAUUAUAGUGUGUUUUGAGUAAUAUAAAAUAUUUCCCAAUAAUCAAAACUUGUUUUUAUUUAUUUGGUUUUUUUUUUUUUUGUUACCUGUUUCCCCACCUAGCAUGUAGCUCCAAGAUUAUGGUUUCUUCUUGUGGGGUGAUUUGUCCUCUCUUAAGGUCUGGCCUCAAGUAAUUCACCCACCUCAACCUGCAACUCUUCCCAUUCCUUUUCAAUCCUGUUCUUGCAAAGAUGAUGAAGAGAUGUUAUAAUAAUAUAAAA
Impatiens glandulifera is the source of this 3334-nucleotide messenger RNA. Its product is annotated as probable folate-biopterin transporter 8, chloroplastic. The transcript is spliced from 2 exons. The record is from RefSeq and is a predicted model, not a curated record. Bases 343 to 2007 code for a protein of 554 amino acids. NCBI's taxonomy places the organism in Eukaryota, Viridiplantae, Streptophyta, Magnoliopsida, Ericales, Balsaminaceae. Gene Ontology annotation, cellular component: membrane.